This is a messenger RNA of Scheffersomyces amazonensis, 1019 nucleotides long. RefSeq lists its product as uncharacterized. Gene Ontology annotation, cellular component: Ino80 complex. The record is from RefSeq and is a predicted model, not a curated record. NCBI's taxonomy places the organism in Eukaryota, Fungi, Ascomycota, Pichiomycetes, Serinales, Debaryomycetaceae. The transcript has a single exon. Gene Ontology annotation, biological process: chromatin remodeling. Bases 242 to 823 code for a protein of 193 amino acids.
CAACAUGACAUGCACGACAUAUUCAGAAUAAAUGUCGCACACUAAAAUCAGGACGGCAUAUAAACAGACUAUUGACUAUAGUAAUAAUUACGUCUAAAGAAGUGGUUGGACAGUCUUCUGAUGGACUAGUAAAUACUUACCUAUAUACCUCCAAUCUAUAUAUAACUGAAUAGUAUAGUAGUUAUUCACAUUAAUCACCCUUCCAAAUCAUCAAAUCAAUACCUUUAACAACACCCUAAAUAUGGCACCACCAAAACGUUACUGGGCCAAAUUGAAGGUUCCAUCAUCAUUCUUGAAGACACUCCCCAAUUUUCCAACGCCUAUAUCCAAAUCUCGAUUGAAAAAGAUAGCGGCAGAAGAGAGAAAAGUUAAUAGUACAAGUACAUCAACUGGAGGUUCUAAAGUGGGAUCUCCAGCUCCUAGUACUGGAGAGAACAAUGGAUCUUCUACAAAUUUAAACAAUUUAAAUAAUGGAUCUAGUGGAGCCACUAUAAGUAAUUUCAAGAUCAAUUCUGGAUUAAAAGAAUCAUCCACAUCGGGAUUGACUAUGAAUAGUAUAACUCUGGGGUUAUAUGCAUUAGAUAAGUCAGGAAAGCCAAGUAAGAAAUGGGUAAAGAAGACCAAACAGUUUAAAACUUUCAGUGGAUUUAAAGUUAAAUAUGUAUCAUUUGCUCAUAAAGAUGAAAAAAAGAAACCCUCAGUAUCUGGUGCAAGUGCCAGUACGACUAUCACUACUACUAGUGUUCCUGUAAUUAAAGAAGAAGCAUCACCUACGCCUAUAGUCUCAGCAUCUUCCACGCCCGAUAUUCGAACAGAAGCUUAAGGCAGUAGACAGUUCAAAUUCAAACUCAAAUUCAAAUUCAAAAAUCCCAAGUCACAAUUCAUAACUCAGUUAUGUACCCUCUUAUACGAUCUUAAUUGUAUAGUUUCUCUGUAUAUUAGUGCAAUAUAAACACAUCUCCGUCGGCACGGCUUAGGCGUGGUUCGCUGAGAUAACAUAAACUAUUUUUUUUUCCACU